Molecule: messenger RNA, 6231 nt
Organism: Chiloscyllium plagiosum (whitespotted bambooshark)
Lineage: Eukaryota; Metazoa; Chordata; Chondrichthyes; Orectolobiformes; Hemiscylliidae
Product: protein phosphatase 1 regulatory subunit 37-like
Molecular function (GO): protein binding
Source: RefSeq, a predicted model, not a curated record
UGGGGGGGUGGUUUUGAGGAUAAGAAAAGCUGGGGGUAUGGAGUCAGUCAGUGGAAAGCAGCAGCAGUCGUCGCCGCCUGGGAGACGCUAAUUCGAAGUCUUCUUCCCCUGCCCCCUCCCUCCAAUAUUUGGGGAGGGGGGGUUCGAUUGGUCUUUAAAUAGGCCCCAAGUGCGACCAGGACCUCAGUCAGUGAGAGGAGCCCCGGGGGGGUGCAGAGAGAAUCAUCAGGGUGGAUGGAAGGAGUCACUUCCUGAGACCCAUAGGGUGCUGAGAGGAGGGAGAAAGGAGUAAAGACGAGCUUUAAUCACCACCACCCCCCUUUCCAGACACUGGGGGGAGGGGGGUGGGGGUGGGGAGGAAGAUCUGUCUCUAAGCCCUCCCCCAAGCCCCAGGAAGGGCUGUAGGUGAGGGAGAGCCCAAACUCGCCAGUCGGAGAACAAUACUGUCUUUGCGAGUGAGCUGCUGCCCCCAGCUUUAACUACAGUCAGGGUCAUAAUACCGAACCGUCAAAGUUGCUCGAGAAUAAUACUGACCUGGGAGAGAAUUACUGCCUUAAUCUGUGUAAUAAUUCUCUAGAGCAGCUGCAAGGAAGCUUUAACUGCAGUUACAAUAAUGGUACUGACCUAGGAAAACAGCAAAAAAAAGUAACCUUGUGAGAAUUAUUGCUAUAGUUCGGGGACCAUUACUCUUGAGCAGGCUAAUUUCCAACUCUGUACUUUAAUCAUAGAGAUAAUACUGCAGGAAAGAAUUGCUGCAACAAUUAGGGUCAUAAUUUUGUGGAACAGGCUGAUUUCCAGCUCCAGUGAAACUUUAACUUUCACAAUUGAGAGCAAAUAAUCCUGACCUCUGACAGGGCUGUUGCCAUAUUAGGGGUAGUAAUACACUGGAACAGGUUGAUCACCAGUUCCAAAAAGGCGAUAAACAAUUAUCAGCCUUAUAAUAUUGAUCUAAUAGAGCAGGGAGAGUACCAUACUGACCUGAUUUACUGGUAUAUUGAGGAUCGUAAUAACCUGGAAGAGAUGGAGGUUAGUAAUACCCCUCACAGGGAAGACCAAACCCACCAGCUAGAGAAUAAUAUAAGAGGAGACUGUUGUCUCAGUCAAAGUGGUAAUACUCCAGGUUUGGCUGAUUCCCUGCUUCAGGGAGGUUUUAACCACAAUAAGUGUAAUAGUAUUGACCCAUUAGAGCAGCAAGUGAAUAAUACUGACCUUCAAGAUAAUUAUUGCGAUAAUAAGACUAAUAACUCCCUGCCACAGGCUGAUUCCCAGCUUCAGGGGGGUUUUGACCAUAGUCAAAAUAAUAAUACUGAUCCAGAAGAGCAGCAUGAGAAUAAUACCAAACUCGGAGGGGGCUACUUUCACAGUCAGUGUGGUAAUGCCCUGGGAGAUAAUCAGAGAAGGAGAGAGGUUAGUACCCCUGCAUGGGGAGACCAAGCCCAUCAACUGGAAAAUAAAACUGAACCGGGAGUGGACAACUGCUACAGUCGGGCUGAUAGACUGGAAAUCCGCCAAGUGAUUAAUAUUAAUCAAAGCAUGGACUGCAGCUAUGGUCAGGAUUCUAAUAUUCUAGGGGACAUGGAUGUUAAUGAUACUUCUGUCAGGAGGCCGUGCUGUCAUCAGGAAAAUAGUGCUAAUCUGGGCGAGGUUAGCUGCAGUAAUCAAGGUAAUGAUGUCCGAGAACGUGAUACUUAUGACCCAGGAAGUGGAGACCAUCAAUGCCAGAGCGAAAUCGAGAUAAAUGGUAACCAGACUGAGAUAAUAGUUAACAGUGGGUCGAAAGCCUCCUCAACUGAGGAAGAGAUUGUCUGUGCUUAUGACGGGAAAGGUGUGAGAGGAGCUACUGGUGACUGCCUGUUAGAAAAUGAGAUUAAGAGGGAUCCCAAAGAAGAGAGGAGGCAAGAGGGAGCACUUGUCUUGGAGGCUGAGAAGGGAAGCUGUUCAGAGAUCGGGAGAAACGGACUGGGGUCAGAGGAUGGGGUGUGUGAAGCCGGAAACAGUGAAUCCACACAGAAACUCGAAGAAGAAUCAAAGGGGCGAAUAUACCAGGAACGAGUGAGCAAUGAUAUCAGAGGCAAAGAUCUGUCGUCAGGGAAGUCUGCACGAAGGAGUAAAGAAGAGAAGAUAGACCAGGUACUCUGCAUUCAUGAGGUCAAUUGUAUGGUGAAAGAAAACAUGGUGGAGGAAAACUGCCUUGAGACAGGAACAGUGGAAGAAAAGGAGAGGAGACAGAACAUGUCUGCUGUACUAACGACAGAUAAAUUCACACAGUGUGUAUCAACAGAGACUAGACUGCAGGAAGUGAAAAUUGAAGCACUGCAGAAAUGGGAGCCAAAUACCAGCAGCAGUGAAAACAGCAAAGAAAUGGACAGCGAGAGGAGCUGCCGAAAUCUGGAACUGACUGCCAUACAGGAGGCGAAUACAAACUUGAUACAACAGGCCAGCAAGGAGCGAGGUAUAAACCAGGAGAAGGUAAACUGCAUGUUGAUUUUGGAAGCAGAGAACUGUGCAGACCAACAGUUGGAGGAGUGUAGGGAAACUGAAUCAGACAGUGAGGGGCCAUUACCCCUGGCAGCAGGCACUGCCAGGUUACAGAUGAACACUUCAGCAUGUGACACUUACACUAAAUAUUCUGCUUCGCCCCAGAUCCGUUUGGAUUUAAUCUCCCCAGUGGGGGACAUCUCCCAUCCUCUUGCACUGACCUCCUCCUCACGGGACCAGGCUGGAGAUGCCACUUUGCUCUUGCCCUCAGUGGACAGCCGGGCAAAACAAAGCGUGAAGCGAGUAACCUUUCCCUCUGACGAGGCCAUCGUUUCUGGAGCUGUGGAGCCGAAAGACCCCUGGAGACAUGCCCAGAAUGUGACAGUGGAGGAGAUCAUUGCUGCCUACAAGAUGGCCUGCCAGAAGCUGAACUGCAAGCCGAUUAACAAGCUGCUCAAACAGAUCCAAGAGUUUAAAGAACUUUCACAGAGGCUGGACUGCCUGGAUCUGAAAGGUGAGAAACUGGACUACAAAGCUUCUGAAGCCUUGGAAGAGGUUUUCAAACGUGUCCAGUUUAAGCUGGUGGAUUUGGAGGCAACCAACCUGGAUGAAGAUGGUGCAUCAGCAUUGUUUGAUAUGAUAGAAUAUUAUGAAUCAGCCACACAGCUCAACAUCUCAUUUAACAAACAUAUUGGGACGCGAGGAUGGCAGGCUGCAGCGCACAUGAUGAGGAAGACUAGUUGCCUGCAGUACCUGGAUGCAAGGAACACACCUCUCCUCGACCACUCUGCACCAUUUGUGGCUCGUGCUUUAAGAAUCAGCAGCAGCCUGGUGGUACUGCAUCUGGAAAAUGCCAGUUUAUCUGGCCGACCGCUCAUGCUGUUGGCAACUGCGUUGAAGAUGAACAUGACGCUGCGAGAGCUGUUUUUGGCUGAUAACAAAUUGAAUGGUUUGCAGGAUUCAGCACAGCUGGGAAACCUCCUAAAGUUCAACUGCACCAUCCAGCUAAUGGACUUGCGCAACAACCAUAUUCUAGACUCAGGCUUGGCAUACAUCUCUGAUGGAUUGAAGGAACAAAGACAAGGUUUAGUGACCCUGGUCUUGUGGAACAAUCAGCUGACCCACAAUGGGAUGACCUACAUGGCAGCUGCACUGCCCUACACAUUGAGUCUGGAGACGUUAAAUCUUGGCCAUAAUGCUAUUGGCAAUGAAGGUGUGCACAAACUCAAAGAUGGAUUGAUUGCAAAUCGAUCGGUUCUGCGCUUGGGAUUGGCAUCUACAAAACUCACCUGUGAAGGCGCCGUGGCCGUGGCAGAAUUCAUUGCUGACAGUCCCCGCCUGCUCCGCCUGGAUCUGCGUGAAAAUGAGAUCAAGACUGGUGGACUUAUGGCUCUCUCACUAGCCCUUAAAGUGAACCAUUCCCUCCUAAGGCUUGACCUGGACAGGGAACCCAAGAAAGAAACAGUAAAGAGCUUCAUUGAAACUCAGAAGGCUCUCCUCUCAGAGAUUCAAAAUGGCUGCAAGAGGAAUUUCAUCCUGGCAAAGGAGAAGGAGGAGAAAGAGCAGAAGAUGCAGCAGUCUGCGUCGAUGCCGGAGAUUACUGUGACAGUGUGCGACAAUAAGGAGCCCCAAAAGAGCCAGGUCUGCCUGAAGACCCAGGAAAUGCCAGAGGGUUCGGAAAAUGAAGUUGUCCAAGAGACAGUAACCAGGAAUGCUGAAGAGCUGGUUGGCACCAAUGAGUCGAUUGUUGCGUCCUGCUCUGUGGAGUGUAACCUGCAGCCUGCAGUGCAGGUUGCACUCCACAGAGCAGGACGCAACCUGCAGCCUGCAGUGCAGGUUGAAUCGGAACAGAGCCAGGAACAAUUGAGCGUGGCUGGAAUGUCCAGCUCGGAGAAGCAGCAGCUUCAGAAGCAGGAUCCUUUGGAAACACGUUGUGGAAAGGAGUCAGUCACAGAAGGUGAUGUGGGUGACAGAAGCAGCCUGGCCGCUGUUGGUGAUCAGCCAACGCUGAUUGCCACUGAAUUAAAAUCUCCAGGGCCUGAGAGUCCAGUAUUCAUCAGGUCACCAAUCGACAUCUCACCAAGAAACAACGAGCGCUUGGUGUCCAGUCCAGGCAGGGGACGCAAAGUCUUUUUUGUAACCAGGGUGGAGAGCCCACCAGAAAACCACAACAACCAAGACAUGCAAUGGCAGAAUGAACCGCUGCAAAGCAGAGCGUAUGCUAUCUCCACUAAAGAGGCAGAAUCCCCAUCAAAGCCUUUACCUUGUUCAGCAUCAGACCCACUGUCAACUUCGACUGUCCUAGAUCCUGCCCUGGAUGGUAGUUCCCAGACUGAGAGCCUGUCAGGCCUGGACAGAGGGGCAGAUAACCCUGGGUACGACUUUGAGAAAGUUUGUGCCAAAGACUGCGAUCACAUGAUACAUGGGGCUGCCUUACCAAAUGGACUGAAAGCAGAGCUUGUACAAAGGUUGCCUGAGACGACAGUGCUGACCACAGGCAAGGAUGGUAAAGCAAUGAGCUGCAGCAUUGAGCAUGAGUUUACAUCCCCCAAAACUGAAAAGGAGCUGGAGGAGUUAUUGCUGGAGGCGAGUCAAGAGACAUGUCGUGAAACAUCGUGAAAGUGAGCAAUGAGUUUCAGGUCUUGCUGAAUGUGUUGAGACUGUCCUUGAAGAUUCCCCACCCUCUUCAACACCAACAAAAGAUGUAUUUUCUCUCUUGCCUUCUCCUCAUUGCUCUCGCUCUCUGUCCCUCCGAGCAGUGGCCAUUGGACUAUCCAUUGUCAAUUCACCUUGCUCUUCAUGCCAUUCCACCUUGCCUCCAGCGAAGGGGUUUCUCUGACCCAGUUUGGUUGGGAUACAAACCAAAGAAAGCACCACCCAGGAAGUUAGAUUGCUGCCGGACCCUGCCUGAUGCGGGUGAGUGGUGUCUCGCUUAUGGAAAUGGAGACCAUCGGAACACGAGAUGUGUCCGGGACCAUCGAGUCUGGAAGAAACUGUUAACAGUGUGACUCAGGCAAUGGACGUUUGCCUUGGCAGUGCGUGCAUCAUGCCAGGGCUAGGAUUAACGCUAGUUCUCAUUUACUGUAAACUACAAGUAGGAUUUCCCUUCACUCCCUUCAUGUUUUUUGCUAGCAAGGGGCAGGUCCAUUAUUCAAGAAACCAGCCCCUGUCUGCUUAAUCCUGAUUGUUGGUCCUCCUUGUGAUCCUUCGUCUCUCCUGAUAGUGAAAGGAUUUGCACUGAGGAGAAAAUCAGAAGGACUCAAAAGAUCAUUUUCAGCUCUGGUACUGUUUGUGUUCUAGUUUACCAGUGAGAUUUUUCUUAUUUUGGAUUAGAUGCUAUUUAUUUUUAGCGUUGAUGUUUAUUGAUGUCUGGUUAAUGUUUUUAAAAUUGGCAGUGUGGAAUUUGCCUGAGGAGUUGCAGUUUGAAUGCUCCAAUUUUAAUGCAACUUUUGAGUUAGCAGGACGGUUAUGCCGAUUGGGAAAAGCGUCGGAAGUCACUCGAGAACUACUUAAUCACAUGUCGUGAUUACUGACAUCGACAACUAGAUGUUAACACUAAUUGAACUUGCUGAAUGUUAGUUAAUCUGGUCAUUGACAUAAGUCAUUGUCCCCAACCAUUUGGUAAAAGUAGAUUGAUCACCUAGCGGUUUCUGUAUUGCACUUAUGAAUCUUUGGUUGGGGGGGGGGAUGAUUAAAAGCUUUGGAUGCAUCUUUAAUAAUUAUUCCCAUUAAACUGCCAGACCUGCACAGUGA